GUGUGUGUGUGUGUGCGGGGCCUGGCAGCGGGGGUAAAAAGCUCGGUGAACGUCGUGAACAAGCCUCCGUGUUGGCCACAGUUUCCCCUGCACUCUUACAAUGACUGGAUGGAGGUUGUACUUGGAGGUGCUUGUUUGAGCCAUUGCACCCAAAGAGGACUGCAAAAGACAAAACCGAGGAAUUACCAACUACAUGGGAGGGGGGGAGAAACAAGGAUGUAACAAACCGCAGAGCAAGAAUGUCAAGUGGAACAAAAGAGACUUCUUGUUGUUGUUAUGCGCCUGAACAACUGAACUAACCAGCAGCUAACCCGGCUAGCCGAGUUAACUUCAGCUUUCUUUGCGGCUUGGAGCAUCUUCGAGGAGUGGAUCUCAUUGACAUUUACCAGCCAUGGCAGCGGUGGUCAGCUAUUCUCCACCGUGGUGGGUGAAUAUCCUGCACAGACUUCCACAUUUUAACCUAAAGUUUGAGCAAACCAGCAGUGAUUUCCAACCAGAGGACUGGACAUAUCAACAGUCCAUCCUGUUGCUGGGAGGUUUGGCUCUCGCCUGUCUGGCCCUGGACCUAUUGUUCCUCCUCUUCUAUUCCAUCUGUCUGUGCUGCCGGCGGAAAAAAAAUGAAGAGCAGCCCAACGCUGACUGCUGCUGCACGGCCUGGUGUGUGAUCAUUGCAACACUUGUGUGCAGCGCUGGCAUUGCUGUCGGUUUCUAUGGGAACGGCGAGACUUGUGAUGGAGUGAAUCGGCUGACGUAUUCCCUGCGCCAUGCUAACCGCACAAUCACUGGGGUGCAGAAACUGGUAUAUGACAGUACAUCCUCAUUGAACCAGACUGUAGAUGACGAUCUGCAACAGCUUGAAGGCGAGUACGCACAGCACGCAGACUACCUGUCCAUCAUCCAAAAGCUGCAGGGCCAGCUGGAUGAGCUGGUCCGGCAGAUGGUGGACAUUCCCUUCUGGGACAACGGCAACAUCUCCCUGGAGGAAAUCGCGGUCCAGAUUGAGCUGUUUGACUGGUACAGGUGGCUCGGCUACAUAGGCCUGCUUCUGUUCGAUGUCCUCAUCUGCCUCCUGGUUCUGUUUGGCCUCAUUCGCAACUCCAAGGGAACGCUCAUAGGCGUGUGCUUGUUUGGUGUCGUUGCUCUGGUUAUCAGCUGGGUCACCCUGGGGCUGGAGUUGGCCGUCUCUGCGACAUCCAGUGACUUCUGUGUCGCCCCUGAUAUGUAUGUGACCAAAGUGGUAAACCAGUAUACAGCCAUCGAUCAAGAUAUCCUGAAGUACUACCUAAGUUGCAGUGUGGAACAAACCAAUCCCUUCCAGCAGAAGCUUUCCGGGAGCCACAAAGCUUUAGUGGAGAUGCAGGAUGAUGUAUCUGAGCUGCUGCGCUCUGCCACCAGAGAGUAUAAACAAACUAAGGGAACUUUGGAAGAGAUCCAGGGGAUCCUGAACACCACAGAGAUCAGUCUACAUCAGCUCACAGCCCUGGUGGACUGUCGCAGCCUUCACAUGGACUACGUCCAGGCCAUGACAGGACUGUGUUAUGACGGGUUGGAAGGCCUCAUCUACCUCGUGCUCUUCUCCUUCAUCACCGCCCUCAUGUUCAGCUCUAUUAUUUGCAGCGUGCCGCACACCUGGCAUAGCAAGAGGGGCGACGAGGACAGUGAGGAUGAGUCUCUGAGCCACGGGGGACGGCAAAACCACGAUAAUCUGUACCGGGUCCACAUGCCCAGCCUGUACAGCUGUGGCAGCAGCUACGGCAGCGAGACCUCCAUUCCUGCUGCAGCCCACACCGUCAGCAACGCACCUGUCACCGAGUACAUGGCACAGAACGCCAACUUUCAGAACUCCCGCUGUGAAAACACGCCUCUGAUAGGACGAGAGUCUCCUCCCCCAUCGUACACCUCCAGCAUGAGGGCCAAGUACCUGGCCAACAGCCGACCAGACCCCAACAGCCGACCAGACCCCAACAGCCGACCAGACCCCAACAACCCUCCUGCACACGAGCAGCGCUGACGUCUCCCGAGGUCUGUCUGCACUCCAAUCCCUCAUCCUGUCAGCGGGCUCUUAAGUCUCAUUGAAUCAAAAGCAUCGAAACAGGAGUGCACAUGUUCCUCCUUGUCCAUUUCCCACAAUCCUCAGCUGACGUUCAUAGCUGCAAAAAAAAAAAAAAAAUAGUUGUUGUUGGUGCUGGGAAUUUCUCUGCACCUCUGAUGUGAUGGAGCCUGGACUGAUGUUUACACUCCGAUCUUUAAUCUUUAUGAACCUCCACAUGAACGCACCACAACAUGAACAGUGUCACGCCUAACAGGGCGGUGCAGUGUUGAGGACUCUGGAAGUUGCUCAUGGACUAACACUGACUACUGGUUGUUUUACUUUGUAAAUUACUGUACUGCACCCUUUCAUUGCUUCUAGAGAGAAACAGAGAAAUGCCUUACACAUCAACAUGACAGGAAUGAACUGUUCUCUUCCCGACUGAAGUUUAGACGUUCUUUCUCACACUGAGCAUAGAUCAAACUGUCUUAGAAUAGCUCUUUCUUUCUUUUCAUUUUGUAAAACUUGAAUUGCAACCAGUCAAGUCUGAAUUACUCUCUGGUAAAUGUUGCCGUACUGUAUAUCACACAUGUACAUGGGCUUGUUUUUGCAUUUCCUUUUGAGUCUGAUGUCUGGGACCAGUUAUCCUGCAGUCUUACAGGUCUGAAUCCCCCCCCCCCCCUCAGGGGACACUGUUUUUCAGUGUGGCAUUUUUUUUGAACACAUUGAUGAGCCACUAUUCCACAGCAGUGACUGUUUCUUGUUAAUCUGUGGAUUUUUACUUUUUUGCAAUUUCUCGAGAGGAUAUGUUAAGGACAAAGAUGAACUGCAUGAUGGGGAAAAGCAACUGAAUUUAAAAGAAAGAUUCUCAGCCGAAUGAUGACGAUCUUCCUGAAGAAGAGAAAAGCGUUAUCUUCUUCAGUUUGACGAGAAGUUUUUAUACUACUGGAAGCAAAAACCUUUUUUUACAGCCCUUUGAGGACGACGGUGACGGUUGUGCGGGAUGUUUUUCUGCUACAUUCCUUUCAAAUAUUCAAUGAUUUGCCAAUUCACCAGACUGCUUGUUAUUCUCUCUACGUCCCCGUUAAAUUGAAGAGCCUCAUCAUUCUUAACAGAGCAGGAAUUGUCCACACACACACACACACACACACACAUCCUUGACUCUGCCAGAGAUGCUUCUCUCUUUAAAAGGCAGCAGUUCAUAGUCAAAAAAAAUCCUCUCACUGAUUAUUCCAAAAAAGAAACUGAAUGCAGGUUUAUGUAAAAAAAAAAAUAAAAAAAAAAAAAAAGAAUAGUGCAGCUUCUGAGAGAAUUUAAAAGUGAAAAUUGAUGCAUUGGCAAUGCAGUGUCUCUGAAAAUGUGUUUUAGCAUUUAUAACAAACAAAGUAGAUGGGAGUGAGGUGAUGCUGUGAAGGGACUGUAAAGACUCUGCCUUCUCUUCAAUGAGAGGUCUGCUGAUUCUCCUCUUGAAGCAGGCUGAUGUGGAGCAAUAUGUUCCUACGUCUGCAGCUUCAACUUGCUUCUGUCAGAAGUGCGUUUUGACCAGAUUUUGAGGCUGUGUGAACACCUUAAGCACAACUCUUUUUACAAUCUUAUUCUCUUUUUCGAUGUUUUUUCCAUUUUGGGCCAGUUUGUGAGGUUUGACAUGAAAGUGAACCUGACGUCUUGUUUUCACUCUGUAAACAUGAUCACACUGAUGCAAUCUUAAUUUUUCGAGUAGUAGUCAUAUUCUCUUUGUCGUUUGUUGUGCAAGGCUGUACAGUGUAUACAAAUUAUUCAAAAUGUAGAAAAAAAAAAAAAGUGGUUGAACAUGACUUUUUUUUUUAAUUUCAUAAAUGUUUUUUUCACCUUUUUUUUUAAAUUUGAUUUGCUUGUAGUUCUUUUUCUAUAUCAUUUUAGGAACUGUAGCACACGUGAUGUGUUGCUUCAUUAAUGUGAAUAUGGUAAAUAGAUUUUAAAUUCUCAUUGAGUUGUAUUUUGAAAAAUAAAAUCACUGUAGAUGUAAUCUUUUUUUUUUUUCUUUUCUUUUUUUUUUACAUCCUUUUUUGCAGUCUCUAAAAUGUGUCCAUGUAAAAACCUGUGGUUCUAUUGAGCUUGAAUGCUGUGUUUUAAAAUUAAACAAACUUUUAACUGUUAA
Molecule: messenger RNA, 4166 nt
Organism: Labrus bergylta (ballan wrasse)
Lineage: Eukaryota; Metazoa; Chordata; Actinopteri; Labriformes; Labridae
Gene: ttyh3a
Product: tweety family member 3a
Cellular component (GO): plasma membrane
Molecular function (GO): intracellularly calcium-gated chloride channel activity; volume-sensitive chloride channel activity
Source: RefSeq, a predicted model, not a curated record